CACAAAAGAAACGUCUCUAACAACAAAAAGGAACAACAGCGGUUUUUUUUUAAUUCUAAUCAAAGAAUCUCUCUUUACAGUAUCUUCUGAUCAGUACUUAAAUCCGACAUGCCCGUUGUAGCCAUUGUUGAGAGGGACUGCCAUACAUCAAACCAUAUGGCAGAGAACACCAUAGCAAUGUGGAUUAGCAAUGAUGGAUCGCUGAACAGCACUGGCGUCCAUCAUGGACCGAGGUUCCCAAACCACAUGGCAUUCUACUGGGGCCACGCCGUAGAGGUCCUCUUCAAGGGCUGGCCAGGGAGGGACAAGGGCAUGUACGCACUAGCUCUUGUCUUUGUCUUCUUCCUUGCCCUCCUCGUCGAGUGCUUGACCUACACCAUGUUCGUCAAGCAUGGAUCCAACAAAGUUGCUGCCGGGCUUUUCAGGACUGGGCUCUACACGGUUAGGACCGGGAUGAAUUACAUGGUGAUGCUCGCAGUCAUCUCCUAUAACGGCGGCAUUUUUCUUGCAGCAGUUGCCGGCCACGCAGUGGGAUACUUGCUCUUUGGGAGUCGGGUUUUUAGGAGGAAAUCGACCAGCGGGUCUAGUCCGGGCAAGAAAUCAGCAAAUCUCCCUCCAUUAUGAGGGAGAUGCUACUGAGCGUUGGACUUGGUUAGUUGAUAUUGUCUAUCCCAGGAGAUCAUUGAAUAAAUCAAUUUGUAUGCCCUGAAAAAUUUUGGUUACUGGGAUUUAUGAAAUAAAUAUGAUUUUUUUUCACGA
This is a messenger RNA of Punica granatum (pomegranate), 759 nucleotides long. The record is from RefSeq and is a predicted model, not a curated record. Lineage: Eukaryota; Viridiplantae; Streptophyta; Magnoliopsida; Myrtales; Lythraceae.